This is a messenger RNA of Homalodisca vitripennis (glassy-winged sharpshooter), 1595 nucleotides long. Its product is annotated as putative inorganic phosphate cotransporter. The record is from RefSeq and is a predicted model, not a curated record. Bases 31 to 1515 code for a protein of 494 amino acids. The transcript is spliced from 9 exons. Gene Ontology annotation, biological process: monoatomic anion transport; transmembrane transport. Lineage: Eukaryota; Metazoa; Arthropoda; Insecta; Hemiptera; Cicadellidae. Gene Ontology annotation, molecular function: transmembrane transporter activity.
UUUGUUUUAUUUCUGAUUAAAUAUGUGAAUAUGACGUUUUUGAAAAAAUGUUGUUCCUGCAUUCCGCAGCGCUACUUCCUCUGUGUGUUUAUAGUGCUGGGGAUGGUCGUCUGUUACCUGAUGAGAGGAUCUUUGAUACUGGCGCUCAACGAGAUGACCUUUCGGAUAAACAAGACUGUAGAGACCACCGAGAAGCACCAGUUCUGUCCCAUGGAGGAAGGGGGGGAAGGGAAAAAGCAAAAGGAGCAGACUAGAGCAGAGUUCCACUGGGACCAGAGGCUGCAGCACGACAUCAUCAAGUCGCUGUAUAUCGGGUACAUAUUAGCUCACUUACCAGCUGGUAUAAUAGCGGAUAUUAUCGGGGGCAAGCAAGUGUUCGGCGGUGGUAUCCUAGUGUCUGCCUUCGUCUCUCUGGGAACCCCUCCUUUGGCACGCCUCAGCCCGUACGCCGUCAUGGGAGGACGCAUCGUCCAAGGAUUUGGACAGGGGUGUAUGUUUCCUAGCACCAGCGCUCUGGUGGCCAAAUGGGCUCCUCCGAACGAGCGGUCCACAAUGACAGGAAUUGUACAAACUGGUGUGAUGUUUGGUAAUGCUAUCAGCUACGCGACAUCUGGGUUCAUUCUGGGAGCAUUUCCCACCUGGGAGCCUAUCUUCUACAUUGUAGGAAUUAUCGCUCUGAUGUGGUGUCUCGGUUGGUACCCCUUGUGUUAUAGCGCUCCCGCCAAUCACCCUUUUGUCACGGAAAAGGAGAAGACAAUGAUCGAGACGCAGAUCCGAGCCAACAUGAAGCAGAAACCUAGGAGUAUUCCGUGGAAAAGUAUCUUGACGUCUUUACCAUUUUUAUCAGCCGUGAUGAUAAACUUUGCCCACGCUUGGGCUCUCUUCACGAUGCUCAACGAAAUGCCAAAUUACAUGGGCAAAGUCCUCAACUUCUCUAUUCAGAAAAGUGGUGUGUUUGCAGCCCUGCCCCAUAUUGCCAUGAUUCCAACCUCUAUCGGCUGCGGAUACCUCUCUGAUUGGAUCCUCAGGAAGAACCUCAUGAGCAUCACACUCAACAGGAAGAUUUUCUCAUUCGCCGCAAACACGCUCCCUAUCCCAUUCAUGCUGAUGGCAUCGUUCGCUGGCUGCAACCGCCCAAUGGUCGUCAUUUACUUUAUGAUAAUGAUGUUCUUCAAAGGCAUUAUAUACUCUGCUUGCAGAGUGCAGCCUGUCGACUUGAGUCCGAACUUCGCUGGUGUACUGAUGGGUAUCAUGAAUGGAAUUGGAUCUUUUGCUGGCCUACUGUCGCCCGUUGUCACACCUUUCUUUCUGCACACUGGCGACGGGAGCAUAGAAGAGUGGCGCAACGUCUUCUACGUGGCCGCAGUCAUAAUGACCCUGUUCUCCAUCCCUUUCUUGUUCUUCGGUUCUGGCGAGGUGCAGCCUUGGAAUAACGCAGAAAUUGAUCCGGAACAAGAGGCUGCUCCAGAGUCCUCAGAUGCUGACAAACCUGCUGAGGAAACCAAACCAACUUGAAUAAAGAAUGGGUUGAUGACAUCGGUCACUUUUGGCGUUAAUAUCACAUCUGCUUUUAUAUUAAAUUCAUUUAUAUAGAU